Messenger RNA from Seriola aureovittata, 4245 nucleotides. RefSeq names its product neuronal acetylcholine receptor subunit beta-2-like. Gene Ontology annotation, cellular component: neuron projection; postsynaptic membrane; synapse. The transcript is spliced from 6 exons. The record is from RefSeq and is a predicted model, not a curated record. Lineage: Eukaryota; Metazoa; Chordata; Actinopteri; Carangiformes; Carangidae. Gene Ontology annotation, molecular function: transmembrane signaling receptor activity; acetylcholine-gated monoatomic cation-selective channel activity. Gene Ontology annotation, biological process: monoatomic ion transmembrane transport; nervous system process; regulation of membrane potential. The coding region runs from base 539 to 2038 and encodes 499 amino acids.
UCAAGACGGCAGAGAGUGAAACUGACGCCCGACGAGGGAGCGCACUGGGCGGGCAGGGCGAUGCAAGGACCGGGGCGCUUAAAUCUUUUAUCGGAAGAAUGGCCGCUUCUGUGAUAACAGGAUUGGCGUAUACCCACUAGCUCCUGACCCAUAUUUCCGAGGAAAACGUUGUUUGUAUCGCUCAAGGAGAAUUAAGGGGGACUCUGUUUUCUAUAGCCGGUUUCUGCUGCGCGCACAGCUCCAGGUCCAGCGGUGUGCUCGGUGCGCUCUGGCAGAAAGCGUCCAGCCUCCUGAUCUCUGGGCUUAGACAGCAGUCAGUGCUCCUCUCUCCAUGCCUCCAAGCCUCAGUGACUGGUCGUCAUCUGCGGAAUUCCUUGCAAUGAAACCGCUAUAAUCCAACCAGUUUUUUUAUUUUAUUUUUUAAUCUUUUGUUCCACUCCUUUCUUACUUUACAUCGAGGGCAGAGAAGAAGAAAACACGCGCCAGAAACAAUCUCCAUCUGCAAGUUUUCGUGUGUCGCACUGGAGGGGAGGAAGCGAUGGCAAUCCCGGUGAAAGCAGCGUUGGCUCUCCUGGUUUUCGCUGUGGCAACUGCCUUGUGUGCGGAGGUGGAGGAACGGCUGGUGAGUCACCUGUUGUCACCAGAGCGCUACAACAAGCUGAUCAGACCAGCUGUCAACAACAGCCAGCAAGUCACUAUUUACAUCCAGGUGUCUCUAGCCCAGCUGAUCAACGUGAAUGAGAGGGAGCAGAUCAUGACCACCAACUGUUGGCUCACUCAGGUAUGGAAUGACUACAGAUUAAUGUGGGAUCCUGAAGAGUAUGAGGGAAUCAAGAAAAUCCGCCUCCCGUCACAACACAUCUGGCUGCCAGACAUCGUCCUCUACAACAAUGCCGAUGGGACCUAUGAAGUCUCCUUCUACUCCAAUGCUGUGGUCUCCAACAACGGUGAGGUUGCCUGGCUUCCACCAGCUAUCUACAAGUCAGCUUGUAAAAUUGAAGUCCGUGAUUUCCCCUUCGACCAGCAGAACUGCACCCUCAAGUUUCGCUCGUGGACCUACGACCACACAGAGAUUGAUCUCAUCCUCCUCAGUGAUUUUGCCUCACGUGAUGACUUCAAACCCAGUGGCGAGUGGGAUAUCGUUUCACUGCCUGGACGCAAGAACGAAGACCCUGAUGACAUUAGAUACCUGGAUAUCACCUAUGACUUUAUUAUCAAGAGAAAACCUCUGUUCUACACCAUCAACCUGAUCAUCCCCUGUAUCCUGAUAACGUCCCUGGCCAUUCUGGUGUUCUAUCUCCCGUCAGACUGUGGUGAGAAGAUGACUCUCUGUAUCUCUGUCCUUCUGGCCCUGACUGUGUUUUUACUCCUAAUCUCAAAGAUUGUACCACCUACGUCUUUAGCAGUGCCUCUGAUUGGGAAGUACCUAAUGUUUACGAUGGUGCUGGUCACCUUCUCCAUCGUCACCAGCGUUUGCGUGCUCAACGUGCACCAUCGGUCCCCCAGUACGCACACCAUGCCUCCUUGGGUCAAGCGUGUGUUCUUGUACCGGCUCCCCUCUUACCUCUUCAUGCGGAGACCAGGUAGCUCCAAUAUCCGUGAGAAGUUCCGGAAAAAACACCAGCAGCGAUCGUACUCUGACCAGAAGCUGCGUGGAGCGGACGGGGGGACUGGCAGCCCUGCAGGGAUGGCAGAUUCUUCCUCGUCCUUCUUUGUCAAUGAGGAGUCGGCCAAACGCUACGGCUGGAAGGUCAGCGACUUGUCAGAGAACACAGAGUUCAGAAAGAGGAUGACGCUCAAGUGCAACAUUGACGUGGAGGAUGCAGUAGAUGGAGUGCGCUACAUCGCUGAGAAGAUGAAGAGCGAGGAUGAUGAUGAAGGAAUCAUUGAAGACUGGAAGUAUGUGGCCAUGGUGAUCGACCGUCUCUUCCUGUGGAUCUUUGUGUGUGUGUGUGUGGUCGGGACGCUCGGCCUCUUCAUGCAGCCCCUGUUCCAAAGUUACAACACCCCCAUUGUCGAUGACAUGGACCAUAAUUGAAACCUGAAACCUGAACUUUGAUUUCAACAUGACCCAGAGGUGAACUUUGAGUCCCCCCAGAAACAGAGCUCUAAUAACAUUUUGACACAUAAACUCACGGCACUCUCACUGGGAAAUGAUUAUGAUGCACUUUAGCCCUCUACCACCACCUGCUCUUCUCCAAAUUUCCCUUGCCCACUUCGUCCUCCAUCAUCUGCCAUUCACAGAGGAAAUAGGAUCUGUUUAGUUCAGUGAACUUAAAGCAUAAUUCUGUUUUAUAACAACUUGGGUCACAUAUUUUUACUAGUUUUGGGUCAUUUACUAGACAUAAAUGAUGAACAUUGGACUGUUAAUUGCUAACUAUGGCAACAUUUGUGGCUCCAAACUCCCAAAACUUUUUUGUGUUAUUUGAUUGUCUUUAUGCACAGUAGAUAUAGAAACAUACAUGAAACAAGGGGAGCGAGAGAGAGGUAAGACAUGAAACAAAGGUUCCUGUCUGGACCCAAUCCAAAUGAUGCAGCUACAUGGUAUGUGCCCCAUACACUCAGCUACAAGGAUGCCCCCAACCCGCAGGAUCAUAAUCAUAAUCAAAAGAAAUAAUGGCCAAAACUACGUAAACAACACCCAAGUUUUAACAAACCAGAAUUAUCUUUUAAUUCAAAAUAUGAUAUGAAACAACCUUUCAGUCAUGAUGCUCUUGCUAGUGGAAUCAAUAUAGAUCUGCAGGAAAAUCUUUACCUGAAAGUGUGUUGACCCCUGUGACUGUUCACAAAGGUUUAUCUGGCCAGCAGCAACUCAGGACUUGAUUUUUUUUUAUGUUUAGAAAGGACUUGUUUUUUCUCUUUUCCCCUAUCUCUCUGGUCCCAUCCUAUCUUCUAAUUGCCCUAACAGGACAUUACGGGGGCUAGCAUGCAUACAUCAAGACACUUUUUUUGUUUUAAUUUCUUUUUUGGACCCAGAGAGAGAAAGAGCCCAAAGAUGAACAAAGCCUCAGUAAGCCUCUGCAGAUAUGGGCCUCACAUCGACAACACACCGCUAAAGAAAAGAUGAUUUUCUUCUAUGUGAAUACAUAGAAGAAAAUCAACUCUUGUGUCCCUUUGCCAACAGCACACAUACUAUAUGAAUUUAUAAUAUUUGCCUUGAAAAUUUGAGCCAGAGGCGACACAAAACGGCUAACUGAAGGACUGUUUAAACAAUAAUAGAUGAGUGUGUGUGCGAGAGGGGUGCCCAACCUGUUUUUUUUUACCCUCACACACACCUCACUGUGAGCAUGACUUGACAGACUGAUCAAAUCGGUGUCAAAGUGUUGUUGUGAUAUUAAAAGCAGCUGUGUUUAAAUGAAGGAGGGACGUUACGAUAGUGCUAAAAAAACGCAAAACCUAAAACCAAUGACCAUAAGGCUGUUGAUGCUCACCACGCUUCUUUUAAAAAGGUACGGGACGUAGGUGUCUUCAAAGCAGUGCUCGUCAGCAUCCAUCACCAAGGAAACCAGCAACAAUAAUAUUGUACAGUAUUUUAUACACACUGACCUGGAGUAAAUUAGCCAAACAGUCUGGCUCUUCACUUGCUUUAUCUUCCAUCAAACUGAAUGCUUGAUCAUUGCAGCCUGUUCUCUUACUUGAAUCCGUGUCCAGUAAUUAUUUCUAAGCGGUAUUAUAACUUGUCACCAUCAUAACACACUCGUCUGUCACUGCUACCAACAUUAGCCAAGGAAAGUAUGUGCUGUACUAGUCCAGCAGUAUUUAUUUCUUUCAUCUUUGUUUUCUCAGUGAAUGAAGUUAAACAUAGUUUUUCUUUUUCUUCUCACCAACCAGCCAUGUUGCGUGACUUGUUCAGUUUUGUCUGUCCAGACAAUAAAUACAGAGAAUUACAAGAUGGGACUGUGGUGGGAUCUGAUGUCUUGCUAACUGGAUCAAUAAAGGGAAAUGAAAACAACGAGCAGACCUGGUGAAUCACAUGCACACACAGUCUAACUAAGGUUAAGUUUAUGGCUUGUUUACUGUAGCAGUAUUAGUAAUAUUCAUAAUAAAUAAUGAGAGAAAAUGAGAGAUUCAAAAACAUAACCACCAACAAUGGCGGCAUUAGACGAUUAUAUAAUCACAAUUUUCCAAAUUAGUUGUAAUUUCUGUUUCCCUGAUUAUUUGUUUUUCCAGAACAGUACACAAGACGCCUGAAACUGCUAAUGCUUCCAGCAAAGAUACUGCAUCAUAAUUUUCCAGCGAACAUCA